AUGGCUUUCUCCAAAACCAAAACCCUAAAGUCAACGUUUCUUAUUUUGUGUCUCUUAGCCUCCGCCUUUUUCUAUCCAACCAAAGCUCACGGAGGAGGACACGACGACGCAGAUGAUUCCGACCAUGAUUCACCUUCUUCCGACAACAUAAACAUACGUUCAAAGAGUUUAGUCCUAGUGAAAAUAUGGUGUUUGAUAAUCCUAUUUGUGUCCACUUUCUUAGGUGGUGUCUCUCCUUAUUAUCUCCGUUGGAACGAGGUUUUUCUUCUCCUGGGAACUCAGUUUGCCGGUGGUGUUUUUCUCGGAACAUCCAUGAUGCAUUUCUUGAGUGACUCAAACGAAACUUUUGGAGAUCUUACAACGAAAACUUACCCUUUCGCUUUCAUGUUGGCGUGUUGUGGUUAUCUUUUCACCAUGUUUGGUGAUUGUGUGGUGGUUUAUGUAACAAGUAAUAAUCAGAGGGAAGCUAAAGUUGAGGAACUUGAAGGUGGGAGAACGCCUCAGGAACAUGAAGAGACUAAUGAGUUGGCCAUGGAUUCGAGUAAUGUUGCGUUCAUGAAGACUUCGAAUGUGGGAGAUACUGUUUUGCUUAUUCUUGCACUUUGUUUUCAUUCAGUGUUUGAAGGCAUCGCUGUUGGAAUUUCAGGUUUUGCUAUUUCUCUCUUUCUCUCAAUGUGUCUCUAA
This is a messenger RNA of Lathyrus sativus (Indian pea), 684 nucleotides long. The record is from the annotation of a GenBank genome assembly. Lineage: Eukaryota; Viridiplantae; Streptophyta; Magnoliopsida; Fabales; Fabaceae.